ACGAGAAGUAAGCUGACAGUAACUCGCCAUGUUUGAUGAUAUUCUCGUCAUUGUUGGUCAGUUCGGUACCUACCAAAAAAGGAUAUACUUCUUGCUGUGUCUACCUGCUAUCACCUGUGCUGUACAUCUGGUGUCUAGUGUGUUCAUACUUGCCUCUCCUCGUCACAGAUGCUUUUUACCUGAUUGGCCGAAUGACACAUACGCCAUUCAAAAUGUUGAUCAUGCUCUUCUCAUCAACGACACGAUACCGUCGGCCGAGCCCGGGUCGGGUGCUGUUUACAAACCCUGUCACAUGUAUGUGGCCAACGUCACACAGGUGUUCAGCGAUCCGGAUUACCACCCCGCCAACAGAACGGUCACGUGCGACAAAUGGACUUAUGAUAAGGCUAUAUUCGAAUCCACAAUCGUUACCAAGAUGGACCUGGUCUGUGAGCUGAAGGAUCUAAAGUCUCACGCACAGAUGAUCUACAUGGCAGGGGUGCUCAUCGGUUCUCUCCUCUUUGGGAUAUUAUCUGAUAUAUUUGGCCGGAAGAAGAUAUUUUUCACGGGUAUCCUGCUGCAGCUAGUUACGGGUUUAGCUGCGGCCUGGGCCCCCGAAUACUACACGUUUAUCAUGCUGAGGAUGUUAAACGGUGCCUCAAACUCAGCGGUGUUCACAAAUGCCUUUGUCUUAGGUGUUGAACUGGUCGGGCCGUCUAAGCGGGUUUGGGCAGGGAUUGUCAUUGAAUAUUUCUUCGCAUUGGGCAUCGUGCUUCUGGCAGGCAUCGCCUUCCUUAUCCGGAACUGGCGGUACCUGCAGAUCGCCGUCUCUCUGCCAUCAGCGCUCUUCCUCGUAUAUUGGUGGAUAAUACCGGAAUCUCCCCGCUGGUUGAUCGCUAACAAGAGACUAGACGAAGCAGAGGAAAUCCUGAGGCACGCUGCGCAUGUCAACAAGGCCAAGCUUCCGGAAAAACUGUUUGAUGAGAGAGAGAAAGAGGUGGGUGGUGAGUCGACGGCGACCUACUCCGCCAUCCUGCAUUCGCCAACACUUCUCACAAGGUCGGCCAUCCUCUUCGUCAACUGGCUGGUAAUCAGCAUGGUCUACUAUGGCCUAUCCUUAAACAGCGGCAAUCUAGCCGGUGACAUCUACCUCAACUUCUUCCUCGUCGGCCUGGUGGAGUUUCCAGCGUAUACUCUAUGCUUGUUACUAUUAGACAGAAUCGGUCGAAAAUCUCUUUACUGUGCUUCCAUGCUGUCAGGUGGCAUUGCCUGUGUGUGUACAAUAUUCCCCAGCCUCUAUGCCAACCAAGAUCUCCAGUGGGUCACUGUGAUCUUGGCAAUGGUAGGGAAGCUUGGGGCGGCAGCUGCCUUCGCCAUUGUCUAUGUCUAUUCAUCUGAGCUGUUCCCCACCGUCGUUAGGAAUAGUGCCCUAGGGGCAGCUUCCAUGUUUGCCCGGGCCGGCGGUAUGAUCUCGCCCUACAUCUCCGAUAUGAGUGACUUUGUCGGCGGUGACAUCGGGAAGGCUCUACCUCUGCUGAUUUUUGGGGUUUCCGCGGUCGUCGCUGGUCUCCUGUCGCUCGUGCUGCCAGAGACUCUGAACAAAAAGCUGCCUGAGACAAUAGAGGACGGGGAAAAACUUCGGCAGGACAUAUAA
This is a messenger RNA of Liolophura sinensis, 1633 nucleotides long. RefSeq names its product organic cation transporter protein-like. Gene Ontology annotation, molecular function: transmembrane transporter activity. Lineage: Eukaryota; Metazoa; Mollusca; Polyplacophora; Chitonida; Chitonidae. Gene Ontology annotation, biological process: transmembrane transport. Gene Ontology annotation, cellular component: membrane. Bases 29 to 1633 code for a protein of 534 amino acids. The transcript is spliced from 10 exons. The record is from RefSeq and is a predicted model, not a curated record.